AUGCCUAACCUUCAAAAUCCUCAAUUACCUGACUUUUUAGAACCAUUGUGGGUUCCUGCUCUCUUCAAAAUUGAAGCAAAGGAUGAUUUGUGGGGAAUCUUAAAGACUGAAGACGAAUCGAUUGAUGAAUCAUCUCGUGCCCUUGAUUCGACCACACCUCACAGUGAUGAUUCGCUGUUCAAUGUAAAGAGAGGAAAGAAGAAGCAAUACACUCUUAAUGAGCUGAGAGAUAGAUCUCAUCAGAGUAUGAUAUUGAAUAAUUUUGGUGAUGCUCUCUCGUUCUUUGAAAAGUAUCUCAUCAAGAAGGCCUCGUUGAAACAAACAUCUCAAGAAGAAUCUACUCGAGACCAAACAUCAUCAAGCUCGGAGGCAAUCAAUGGCCUCACAUUCAAUGGUCUUACUCUCAAAAUUUAUGUAAUUAUUGGUUGCAACCUUGCCUUUGAAUAUACAAAUAAGGGAAAUAUUUCAACAGCUGUGGAUGUUCUCCUGAACACAUUCGAUAUUGUAAAUGAAAACUUGAAGAAAAUUGUAAAGAGAUCAAAAAUACAGAGCGCCUCUAGAGCCUCCUCCUCUAAUAGUACUUCCAGAGCAACAUCUGCAACUGGAUCUAGGUCUAAAAAGCUAAAAGAAGAAAAGGAACAGCUAAAUUUUAUGAAGGCAGUUUUGGCUUUCAACAUUUCGAGUCUCAUGAUGAGGAGAAAAAAGUAUAAUUCAUCUCUUAAUUUUGCAAAAAUUGCAUUGAAGAAGUUUUCACAUUAUGGAAAUUCCGAAUAUUCCUCCUUCUUCUACUUGAAUGUAGCUACUGUAUUGUGUCUGAUGAAGAAUUAUGCAGAUGCUCAAGUAGUCCUUGUUGAUUGCCUCAUCAUCAUUCGGUAUCUCAAAUAUCACAAAGGCAAGGAAUUCAUGACUGGUUCGGGACACUUUAAGCUGUCUCUUAUUUGGACAGGUUCUCAAACACCUCAAGAUUUAUCAAAGAGUGUCGAGGAAGAAUUGGUUCAACCAAAAGUGCAAGACGUCUACAUUGAUAAUUGGACAUUUAUCAUGAAAAUAGUAGCCUAUCACAACUUUUCUCUCUGUAAAGCACAUUUCCAAUCCUAUACAAAGGCAGUGAAACUUUGUACCAAGGCCCUUGAUAUUGCAAAACCAAUAUUCAGUGUUUUGGAAAAUAAUGUAAUUCCAUCUCUGGCAAAAACCCUUAAAUACGCAAAGAGAAUGGGAGAGACAGCAUCUGCAUAUGCAGGUAAUAUUCUCCUGAGGCCUUCUUUGGAACCAGAACAAAUUUUGCAACAGCUCACAACAGUUGUGGAGGUGAAGAAAAAGCUAGUGGAACUUUUACCAUUCCUUAGUAAAAUGGAAGGAUUUAAAGAUCUCAAUAUUCUAACUGAAGAAGAUGAAGAUGAGUUCUUGAGAAAGACCACUCAAAGCAGUCAAUCAACCAGAUCAGCUGCUGAGAGCACAGUUUCAGACACUGACAAGUUUUUACUCAAAUCUUCACUGAAAAACACAAUUAUUGCUGCAAGAAAUGAAACAGGAAUAUCAUCUUCAGUUAAGAAGAAGACUCCCACAAAGAGUGGUACUGCCUCCAGAGUUGUUUUGCCACCAGUAAAGAAGAGACAAAUUCAAACAUCAAAUACAGUGGGAAAUAUGUCACUCAACAAUACUAGUAAUAAUGUAAAUACAGAUACACCUCCUCAACAGAAGGUUAAACCAAAAUCUGCUCCAAAACCAAAGAAGGUACCUUCAGCAAAGAAAACCAAAAAGGCAGAGGAAAUUGUUGCGGAGGUUGUCACCACAUUGACAGAAAAAAAGGACGAGGAAAAGAAACUCAUGGAAGAGAAACUUGAAAUUGAUCCACAUGUUGUCCAAGCUGUUAUUAAGGUUCAACAAUUUUUCAGAAAGGUACUCGCCAGAAAGAGAGCAGCAUCUGUUAAAUCACAAAAGGAACAACAGUUACGGGACUUCCUUGCUGAGGAGAGAAAAUGGUUCGAGCAAAAUAUGGAUCAAUUUGAUACUCUUCUGAAAGAGGAAGAAUAAACCAAUAAUUUCAACACUCA
Naegleria gruberi is the source of this 2054-nucleotide messenger RNA. RefSeq lists its product as uncharacterized. Lineage: Eukaryota; Heterolobosea; Eutetramitea; Acrasida; Naegleriidae. Gene Ontology annotation, molecular function: protein binding. The record is from RefSeq and is a predicted model, not a curated record. The transcript is spliced from 2 exons. Bases 1 to 2034 code for a protein of 677 amino acids.